AUGUCCAGCUUGUGCUUAACAACUUCAAUAGCUAUGGAUAAGGCCGGGCAGAUGGAAUAUGAAAAGGGGGUUCUAGUAACUGCUGCUGUAGUAGGUACUGGCGUGGCUUCAGCAGUUUACAGCUCCAAUCUUGGCUUAUUGGAGGCGGAAAUGAACAAUACAAAUGACAUGCUUGUAACUAUGAGUGUUUUAGAACUCUUUGAUGAGUUGCCUGAAGUUGAGCAUGGGACAUAA
Molecule: messenger RNA, 234 nt
Organism: Linum trigynum
Lineage: Eukaryota; Viridiplantae; Streptophyta; Magnoliopsida; Malpighiales; Linaceae
Source: the annotation of a GenBank genome assembly